Molecule: messenger RNA, 1522 nt
Organism: Panicum hallii
Lineage: Eukaryota; Viridiplantae; Streptophyta; Magnoliopsida; Poales; Poaceae
Product: F-box protein At3g58530
Exons: 13
Coding region: 96-1145 (349 amino acids)
Biological process (GO): SCF-dependent proteasomal ubiquitin-dependent protein catabolic process
Cellular component (GO): SCF ubiquitin ligase complex
Molecular function (GO): protein binding
Source: RefSeq, a predicted model, not a curated record
GCCAGCCGUGUCAGUGGCCUCACUCAUUCCUGAAGAAGGAAAAAUCGAACGAAAUUACUCACGGCCAACCCGCGACCGCGAGGUUCCCCUCGGAGAUGGCGGCGCCGGCGGCGGACGAGGCCUGGUGCCGGGAGACGGUGCCGCGGGUGAUGGAGCUGGUGAGCCCGCGCCUUCCGCAGCGGGACGUCUGCGCGCUUCUCGCCGUCAGCCCCUGGUGCUACCGCGCGCUCGUCGCCAACCCCAGGCUCUGGGAGGUAUUUGAUCUGCGUGAGAUGAAGAAUGCUGGCGACCGACUUAUUACAGCACUUCCCCUGGCAAGGUAUCGUCAUCUGAAAAUACUGAACCUUGAAUUUGCGCAAGAUAUUGAGGACCGGCAUUUUGUUCAUCUAAAAGAAAUGAGUGGUAUUUCACUGAAAAAUUUAGAAUUCCUGAACCUGAAUGCAUGUCAGAAAAUCUCUGACAAAGGAAUAGAAGCUGUUACCAGUCUUUGUCCUAAUCUUCAGGCUCUUUGUAUCUACUGGAUUGUGGGACUGAAGGACUCAAGCAUUGGGCACAUUACAAAGAACUGCAGGCAGAUAGUGGACCUCAACUUGAGUGGUUGUAAGAAUAUCUCAGAUAAAGGAAUGCGGCUAAUUGCUAAUAGUUACCAGGGACUAAAGAAAUUGAACAUAACCAGGUGCAUUAAGUUGACAGAUGAUGGGCUUACAGAAGUGCUUCGGAAAUGUUCUUCGCUUGAAAGCUUGAACCUUUAUGCCCUUUCAAGUUUUACUGACAAGGUUUAUAAGGAAAUAGGAUUGUUAAGUAAUCUUACAUUUCUAGACCUAUGUGGUGCUCAGAAUCUAUCUGACGAUGGUCUUGUAUGGAUAUCAAGAUGCGCAGGUCUAACAUAUCUCAAUUUGACCUGGUGUGUACAUGUUACUGACGCUGGUGUUGUAGCUAUUGCGCAAGGGUGCCGGUCCAUCGAACUGCUAAGUUUGUUUGGAAUAGUUGGGGUAACUGAUGCCUGUCUGGACGUUUUAUCAAAAUCUUGCUCUCACAGCCUCACAACACUCGAUGUAAAUGGCUGCAUCGGUAUUAAGAGGAGGAGCCAGGGUGAUCUCCUUAAGUUGUUCCCAUUGCUGAGUUGCUUCAAAGUGCAUAGCUAGCAGCUACUCCAGAUUGUUGCCAGUUUGCUCCAAUCGGCGUCAAACUGGUGAGUGAAAGGUCUUGCUCUCAAGAGAGGGCGAAGCAGCAAGGCAGUUUUUGGCAUCAGCUCGUUACGCUCCUGUGUUGAUUGGAGUGAGAUGAGUGAUUCCAUUUGUACGGAAUGUUUCUUAGAAGUUAGAACUCGCGACAAUCCCAGUACAUUUGUUAUCUCUGUCCCUUUUGUAUGGGUCCAGUCGUACCAACUUCGUGGUGCCAUUUUGCUGCUGCCGCAGUUUGUAUGGCUUUGUCAGUAAUAGUCCAACUUGUGUUAUGUAAGCGAACUAUGGCCAUGUGAAUAUGAAAGCAUGAAUAUGGCAUGGGAAUAAUGGGUUGAUUA